Molecule: messenger RNA, 6116 nt
Organism: Epinephelus moara (kelp grouper)
Lineage: Eukaryota; Metazoa; Chordata; Actinopteri; Perciformes; Serranidae
Product: nectin-4
Exons: 6
Coding region: 384-1688 (434 amino acids)
Biological process (GO): homophilic cell-cell adhesion; heterophilic cell-cell adhesion
Cellular component (GO): adherens junction
Source: RefSeq, a predicted model, not a curated record
AAAAAUGCCGGCUAUUUUGUAGCUUUCUGUUAACGUCACAUCCCUCCUUGAGUAUAUCCAAUCAGCACCAAGUAAUCCCCAAGCCCCAGCCAGGAGUCUUUCGGGGCCGUUCUGAGUACCUACCCCGAGGCAGGGACUUGUUUAGCCCCUGUAAAAGUUCCGGAACUCUGUCCUUAGGGGGCGGUUCCUGCGGUGGAGACACGCACCAACGGCCCCGGCCCCGUAAAAUUACCCCGAAGUUCCUGCGGUGGAAACGGGCCUAAAAUCCUUACUUGACGAAGUCAUCACCCUGAAAUCCCAGUGCACCUGAACGCAGCAUUAUGCAGCAGCCCCACUAACACUCUGGCAGCCACAUUUGCGAAACUGAAUGAGAGGCGAGAUGGAUGGAUGGUUGUCUCUGUUGUGCAUUUAAGGAUACGCUAUGGACACAAUGUUUCUCCAGGAGCUCCACUAUGCUUUUAUUGGUGUUAAUACUGAUCCUGAGCACAGUUACAGAAGGUCUCAAGGUGAUUGGAGGAAACAUCACCGUGGUGCAAGGGGAGACCGCCAUCUUACCCUGCAAACUCGUCGACACAGCAGAGCCCUUGACUCAGAUUUCAUGGCAGAAGAUGACCAGAGGAAAACCUCAGAAUAACAAUUUCUAUACAAUCUUGGCUAAAAACGGACCACAGUUUGUCAACGGACGUGACGAUCGAUUUGCAUUUGUCGGGAACUUUACCAACAACGAUGGAUCUCUGGAGUUAUCCAACACCACACUGAUGGAUGAAGGCACCUACACAUGUAUCUUCACUUUGUUCCCCAGUGGCAAUCACAAGACAGAGAUACCUCUAAAUUUGCUUGUGCCUCCGGUCAUAAGCCUGAAGAAUGAUCCUGUUACUUUGGGUGAUGAAGAAGUUUCCCUCGUUACCUGCACGGCUGCUGGUUCCAGGCCUCCUGCAGAGGUGGUGUGGAUCACUGGUACCCUGGAAAAAUCAGUGAGGAUAACAACCAACUACAGCUCGCAUGCCAACGGUACGACUACCACGGUCAGCUCACUGUUUGGAAUACCAACCAAAGAAAUCAACAGUCAUUCGGUCCAGUGUGUUGUCACCAGUGCAGCCAGGUCGGACAAAGAAACCCUCAACUUCAACAUACAGGUCUUCUUUCCACCGAUGGGAGUGAACAUUAUUGAGAAGUCUCAAGGCGUAUUUGAAUGUUUGACGGAAGCCAACCCACCCUCAACCUUUACAUGGCAAAGAAUCAGCCAGCCGAUGCCUCAGUCUGCUGUCAAAGUAGAAGGCGCAACACUGCAGCUUCUAAGCAUGACCUCCAACCUGAAUGGCCUCUACCAGUGUGAAGCAUCAAACCCUUACGGCAGUGAGCACAGUCACCUCUAUGUGCAUGUAAAUUCGGGGAAGUUUGGACAUCAAGGCCUGGAGCACUUUUGUAGCAACAUUCCUCCUGGGUUCCUCCCUAAUGGAAAGGUCAACUCGGGACACACUGGAGACUGGAUAUCCCACUUAGCCUUGGAAUGCUCUGGGUUGGGCUUAGGAGCUGACCUGGCUGCUGCGGCCUGUUGCUACCGUAACCCAGACAGGUGGAGGAUAAUGGAUUACAAACAAAUUACAAAACUACUGCUCAAAAACUUGCAGCAUGGUUUUCUUGUGAAAUGCUUCCUGUCAUGGUCAUUUCAUUUGUCUGUUUCUUAAGUAACUCAGGACCUGUCAGGUCAAGAAAAAAUAUCAAUAACAGUCAGUAGUGGCGUAGUUCUUUGGUGUUUGAAUGCAUUGUGCAAUAUGAAACGAAAUGCUAUGAAGCAGAGAAAAACAGUACAUGUUAGUAUAGCAUUUAAGACAAAAGAAGGAAAACAAACACAGGAAGCCUGCCUUCAUGACUAAAUGACGUUGAGAGAUUUCUUUCACAGCAGGUGUUUUGGCUUGUCGUAGCAGGAAAAGCUUCUCUGUCCUGGUGUAAUUGAGAACGUUGAAAUGGUAUGAAAUCCAUUUAGGCGGUCUGGUUCAAGGUCCUGGCAUUGUGCCUGCUAUCUCACUGUCGAGGCUUUCUGAGAAACUUCAUGUAACUGAGCCAUUGCUUACAAAAUGUGUUUAAAUGAAAAAAUGUAUGUGUAUGUGUGAGAAAUUAUUUAAGUCCACAUUUGUAGUUAUUAAGUGAAGAAGAUGACAAGGAAAAUGGUGAUUAUUGCACAUCAAAGUGUAAAUAGACUAUUUUUUGCUUUAACUUCUCAUUGUAAAGUAAAUGUUGAUUAAAAAACAAUAACUUCAAUUGAAUAAUGACACCAUCCGCAUCACCAUUGGUGGAGUUCCUCCCCUUCCAGUGACCCCCAUGGGCACUAAUUUUGGGAAAAAAUAUGUACAGAAGUCAACGGUGAAAGACAAAUCAUUUUUCGAUUGCUUUGAAUUUUGCUAUGAAUUACACAUAUGAUGUUUGUCUAUUUAAAAGAUCAUUUUUUGAGUCAAGAAAGUCUCAGUUUGUCGUCAAUUUGUCAUGGUACAAUUUAGUUUUGUUCAGUCAUUUCCGUAACGGCUUAUCCUGUUAGGUGUCGCAGGUUGGCUGGACCCUAUCCCAGCUGACAUUGGGCGACAGACAGUGUACCACACACAACACACAGAGACAGACAGCUCAAUUCAGUUUCAAUUUUAAUUAAUAAAGCCCAGUAUCACAAAUCACAAUUUGCCUCAGAGGGCUUUACAGUAUACGACAUCCCUCCAUCCUUAGGACCCUCGCAGCGGAUGAGGAAAAACUCCACAAAAAAACCCUUUAACGGGGAAAAGAUAUGGUAGAAACCUCAGGAAGAGCAACUGAGGAGGGAUCCCUCUUCCAGGACGGACAGACGUGCAAUAGAUGUCGUACAGAACAGAUCAACAUAAUAACUUUACAAGGAUCCAUACGACAAAAUGAUACAUAAAGAGAGAGACAGAGAGAGAUGCAGGACAGACAGUAAUGGCAGUAGCUUACAACAUUAAGUUAAGUAAUAAUAUAAUAAUUAUUAAGGCUAUUGUGGUACAAUAUGUUGUAGGUCUAUGUUAAUAUAUGAUAGUAUAUGUAUGUGACAAUAAUAAUAAUCAUAUUUGUAUAAUAACAGUAGAAGUAUGACUAAUGAUAACAGCAGCAGCAGGAGGCAUCUGGCAGGACCACGGCAGCAGCACAACCACACACGUCACACUAUCCAGGCACCGCUGUGAUAUAAGUUAACCUGCGAGACAGUGGAGCACAAAGGCUCCGGAGAAGAAGCCGGGUUAGCAAGAUGCAAUAACACGACAUGAGUGUUAGCAAAGCAGAGAGAGAGAAGGAGAGAAGGCGCAGUGUUUUAUAGGAGGUCCCCCGGCAGACUAGGCCUAAGUCAGCCUAACUAGGGGCUGGUCCAAGGCAAGCCUGAGCCGGCCCUAAUUAUAAGCUUUAUCAAAAAGGAAAGUCUUAAGUCUAGUCUUAAAUAUGGAGACGGUGUCUGCCUCCCGGACCGAAACAGGAAGAUGAUUCCACAGAACAGGAGCCUGAUAGCUGAAGGCUCUGGCACUAUGAGCUCUCUAAGAUAUGACGGAGCAAGACCAUUUAGAGCUUUAUAAGUUAGGAGAAGGAUUUUAAAUUCAGUUCUAGAUUUUUAGACAACCAUUCAUGCUCACAUUCACACCCACAGCCAAUUUAGAGGCACCAAUUUACCUGGCCGAAGCACCCGAAGAAAACUCGUGCUGACGUGGAGAACAUGCAAACUCCACACAGAAGGGCUUGCUCACCCCAGGGUUCAGAUCUCCCACCCUGGAUUCAAACCGGGAACAAUCUUGCUUUGAGGCGACCAUGCUAACCACCACUGUGCCACUUUCGUUUAGUGUUGUGUAAAUCUUCAUCUUACCUGACAUGUUUUAUCCCAUGAAGUGAAAGAAUGAGCGAGACCCAUUGCCUCUGUGAGUAUAUCCCAGUACUAAACGCACAAGCAUUGUAGCUUCAGCGAGCUAGGAGGUAUAGCUGCAGCUGUAGCGGCUACUUAACCCGCUCAUGAGCUACAUGACUCACCCACCAUAACCUACACAUCAGUCCACGAUCAGCCCCCUUCGUUCCCCUGGAAACAUAAGUCCUGAUGAAAAUGCUAUGUUAGCAUUUAGCUAGGGUGACCAUAUUUUGAUUUCGAAAAAGAGGACACUCGGCGCAGCCACGAGAUAGCCUACUUAAAUGAUACUCACAGUUUACUCAAAGAUGCCUUAUAAUUUUAAUAUAUUUAAAGUUUAUAUGUAUGGAUAGAAUAUUCAGUUAUAUUACAAAAUAAUAUCUCUCAAAGACAGAAAUUCAGAUAGGCCCCUAUAGAUAGGGGACACACACACACACUAGAGUGUGGCUACCCGAUCCGAGCCCGAUGGGUCCUGACGGGUCGGGCUGGGUUUGGUCAAAAAUGUAUAAAUUGUAUUCGGGUGUGGGUCGGAUUCGGUCAGCUUUCAGUGAAAAUGUAGUGUAAAAAUGAAUAAAAUCCUAUUGUCUGUCCUGUUUAUUGCUUGGGGACUGUUAUUUACGUAACAACACCUGAACAGAACACACACACACGUUGGCUGUUUGUUUCUACCUCUCCCCUCGCUGGAAGCCUCAGACCUCCCGCUGCCCGCCUCCGCCUUGAUUAAAUGCUGAAAAUAAAAUAAAAGAGGGAGACAGGUUUUCCUAUUUUAUUUUAUUUUGUUAUAUUUCUCCCUCUCCUCUCGCUGGAAGGAAGUUUGCUGCAUAGAUCAGCCUCUCAUUGUCAGAGGUCUUUGAUCUUGCGGGGAUGUAGCCAUUUUUCUGCCAUGGUUCGCGUCCUGUAGGCGAUAUUUUUGUGGGCGUGUUAAACCAAAGCCUGUUUCCCCCGGCAAUAUUUUUGCAAGGGCACCGUUGCUGUGGCACCGCCCAGAACAAUUGUGAUUGGUUGAAAGAAAUACAAGCAGCCAGGGCAUUUUAUUUUUUUCUCCAAUCCUAAAGUGAGAGUCGGCCCAGCCAGUCAGGUGAGCGAGACUAGGGUAAUGGUAAUGGGAAGGGUUGCAUUGUUUCUUAUAAGGUGAAUCUCGGCCGCAUUUAUCAUUUGCUAUAAAGUGGAUUAUUGCCACUCUUGGCCUCAUAUUUGUUCAUUACAACUUUGUGUCGUAGCAGGGUUCAGAUAACCGUCAUGUUGGUUGGUUUAUCUUGCAUUAGUGGUGGGCGCAGUUUGAAGGUGAGUGACAUGCACACUUAAAACGUAAUGUGUCUGCAGCUGUACAUGUCUUAGCAAGAGGGACAGUUAUGACAUCACCCACACAACUUAGGCAGUCACUCUAAUGCCAUUUUUUUAGUCUUAUACUUCAACAGUUUUACGAAGUGUGACUUUCUUGACUUGCAAAAUUAUCUUUUGAAAUUGAUGAACAUCAUGUGUAAUUCAUGACACAGUUCAAACAGGAUAAAAUAAAAUUACUAGUCGCUCCCCAUUGACUAACGUACAUAUUUUUUUCUGAAACAAGAACCCAUGGUGGCCCACUGGAAGGAGAGGGGCAUCACUUUCAGUAUUCAAUUCUAUCUGCCACAAGGUGCAAUUUCCCAGGAAAAUGGAGGCUUGAUUUAUGCCACAAAGGAAGUAAGUUAACUAAUGUGCAACCAAAACAGGAAGAGGGAAGCGCUUUUGUUUUCCCUGGUAGCUAUUGGUAGCUAUCCAAAGUUACCAAAGAGUAACAGUGUAAGUUCUUUGCAGUUACUAACUCCAGUUGUGGACAUAGCGGACGAUGGAACAACCAGAGUAGCCUGUGUGUGUGUCUCAUGUUGUCGAUAGAAAAACUUUGGAAAAAUUUGUAAGCAUUUAAAAAAUACAUUUGAAUAUGCACACUGUGAUCUUUAAAGAAUCUGACUCCAUUAUCAAUAAGUGAAUGAUGGCCAAGAUGCACACUGGAACUCAACCAGUCCAUCAACUGACCUGUUGUAACUUAAUCCAGGUAUUUUUUCCUCUCCAGUUUCCCCCACUUAUUAAAACCCAGAGCUCCUAGAUUCAUGAAAUCUGGUUUGACUGCUUAAGGAGCUGAGACACCGCUCAGUCAAAACAGACUUAGGUUAAGCUUUAAAUUGGGAUUCAUUGCAGGGCUGUUGUACUGGCAGUGUAUAUCAGUAUUUGCUGUUAUUGUAUUCUGUGUUUUGUCUCC